Drosophila erecta is the source of this 1405-nucleotide messenger RNA. RefSeq names its product peroxiredoxin-5, mitochondrial (gene Prx5). NCBI's taxonomy places the organism in Eukaryota, Metazoa, Arthropoda, Insecta, Diptera, Drosophilidae. Gene Ontology annotation, molecular function: thioredoxin peroxidase activity. The transcript has 4 exons. The record is from RefSeq and is a predicted model, not a curated record. The coding region runs from base 677 to 1285 and encodes 202 amino acids. Gene Ontology annotation, biological process: hydrogen peroxide catabolic process; cell redox homeostasis; cellular response to oxidative stress. Gene Ontology annotation, cellular component: mitochondrion; peroxisome; cytoplasm.
CAGGUGGCAACGCCACAGCAAAUUGUUUAUAUCGCUUGCCAGCCAUACUUCUUAUUUUUUAAUAAUAUUUACGGCAUUGUCAUGCAGAUCACAAUCAAAGUGCUCAAAGGCCAGGACUGCACGAUCGAGGUCUCGCCGACAUCGACGAUUCUGGAGGUGAAACACCAGAUCGAGGCGGAACUGCAGAUAUCGGCGGCGAAUCAAAAGCUGUUGCUACUAGGACGUCCGCUGAACAACGAACAGACAAUUGCAUCCUAUCCCAAUAUUAAAGAGGGCACCAAGCUCAAUCUGGUGGUGAUAAAACCAUGUCUGAAGGACAGCAUCCUGAGGGGAUUCCGUAGGCACUAUCCGGAACUCCAGGCGGAGCAUCUGACCAAUGAGUUUAUGGCCGAUUUUGAGAGGAAAAUCAACGAGCAGAGCCUGGACGAUUUGGAGAGAUUGGCGGACAGUAUAGUCAGCAGAGCGGGCACAUAGCGCCACUGAACACCCACCACCCCCCAAAUAUGACGGAAGCUUAUCCUCACAGAAUGUUUUCAUUUCCCCCCUUAACAAAAAAAAAAAAGAUCGAGGUAGUAAAAAUUAAGACUUGACUGAAAACGCACAGUCCAUAUUCUUUUUUCGCGGCGGUCUGGCAACCCUCCGCCAGCCAGAUGCAUUCUUUUGGCUGUGUGAGUGUAUGCCCGUGUGUGUGAGAAGAAGAAAGAGAGGAGAAAUGCGUGUGCUGUCGUGCAAAUUUCUUGGCCGAGUUGUGAACUCCGCGCUGCCCCAGCAAAUCAUUUCACUGCGAUCCCUGUCCAGAACCAGUGCAGCUAUGGUCAAAGUAGGUGACUCCCUUCCGGCGGUGGAUCUGUUCGAGGACUCCCCAGCCAACAAAAUCAACACCGGGGAUCUGGUCAACGGAAAGAAGGUGAUCAUCUUCGGCGUUCCCGGCGCCUUCACUCCUGGGUGCUCCAAGACCCACUUACCCGGCUAUGUGAGCUCCGCCGAUGAGCUGAAGUCCAAGCAGGGCGUGGACGAGAUUGUCUGCGUUUCGGUCAACGAUCCCUUCGUGAUGUCCGCCUGGGGGAAGGAGCACGGAGCCGCUGGCAAGGUGCGCCUCCUUGCCGAUCCCGCCGGCGGUUUCACCAAGGCCCUGGAUGUGACCAUCGAUCUGCCCCCACUUGGCGGCGUGCGCUCCAAGCGCUACUCCCUGGUGGUGGAGAACGGCAAGGUGACCGAGCUGAAUGUCGAGCCCGAUGGCACCGGACUCAGCUGCUCGCUGGCCAACAAUAUUGGCAAGAAGUAAAUGGAUUCCCGACUCCCGGAAACAGUUGAAACUCAUACAGUAAUGCUAGGCCGCAAUGAUAUCAAUUACGUCUUCAAAAGAACUAUGUAAAACGUACAAUAUAUGCGAUUAGAGAUGUUA